Xiphias gladius (swordfish) is the source of this 6156-nucleotide messenger RNA. RefSeq names its product cGMP-dependent 3',5'-cyclic phosphodiesterase (gene pde2a). Gene Ontology annotation, cellular component: perinuclear region of cytoplasm; synaptic membrane; mitochondrial outer membrane. Gene Ontology annotation, biological process: positive regulation of gene expression; regulation of mitochondrion organization; cGMP catabolic process. The record is from RefSeq and is a predicted model, not a curated record. The transcript is spliced from 31 exons. Gene Ontology annotation, molecular function: 3',5'-cGMP-stimulated cyclic-nucleotide phosphodiesterase activity; 3',5'-cyclic-AMP phosphodiesterase activity; 3',5'-cyclic-GMP phosphodiesterase activity. NCBI's taxonomy places the organism in Eukaryota, Metazoa, Chordata, Actinopteri, Istiophoriformes, Xiphiidae. Bases 112 to 2955 code for a protein of 947 amino acids.
CCAGAGUGUGUCUCAGAUUGCCGGCGAGUGUGUGUGCAUCGGUGCAUUGCUGUGUGUGUGAAUGUGUGUGUGACUCCAGUGCUCUCUCUGCAUACGACAGGUGGAGAUGACAUGACUGCGCUCGAGAGGAAGAAAGGGAAGGACCUACGCGGUCAGCAAGUGUUUUUGCGUCCAGAGGAGAGUUCAGCUCCAGCUCUGACUACCAGACAGUCCACCACGUUGUCCGAACAACUCCAGGAUGCUUUGCUGCGGCUGGCAGCGGUUGUUGACGCACGCUCGCUGCGAGUCGCCCUUCGAGACAGCAUACAGGAACUGCUACUCAGCACGGAGUGUGUAUGCGUCUACAUGCUGGAGGGAGACUCGAGGCUGCUAUCUGACGACCCACCACAUGAACUGCCGCUGGAGGGAAAGAUCAGGAGUAUCGCAGAUCAGCUGAAGCGAAGUCAGUGUGCCGGCCUUCCCCCAUCGGAACUGCCAGAAAAAUACAGAACCUGCCUCGCAGCACCGUUAGCAGCACACAGAAGAGCUGUUGUCAUUCCUAUAUUGGACCAGGAGCGGGACAAGGCCAUCGCUGUCUUACUGGUGGGCUGUAAUCCGCUAUCUGAUCAGGAUGAACUGCAUCUUAACAUGCUGGAAAAACAUGCCUCAGUGGCGUGUGUGCGAGUCCAGGCUGUGCAGGUGUCCUACCAGAGGCCUCCCCUCAGCCCGUCACCCAUACAGUCCCACAAUGCACUGCUGCACCUCAACGUCUCGGAGCAGGACUACUGCGAGCUGGACCGCAACAUUCUGCAACUCUGUGGUGAGCUUUAUGACCUUGAUGCAGCCUCUCUCCAGCUGAAAGUCAUCAAUUAUCUGCAGCAGCAGACUCAGUCACAGUGUUCUUGUCUGCUACUGGUGUCCGAGGACAACCACCAGCUGUUUUGCCAGGUAGUUGGAGACAAAGUGCUGGAAGAGGAGAUCAGCUUCCCGCUGAUGUUUGGACGUUUCGGUCAGGUUGUUGAGAAGAAGAAGUCAAUUACUCUUCAGGACAUCAGUGCUGAGGAGCGUAGGCAGCUGUCCAGUAUGUUAGGCUGUGAGAUCUCCUCCAUGCUCUGUGUCCCAGUGGUCAGCAGGGCCACUGGGCAGGUGGUGGCGCUAGCAUGCGCUUUCAACAAGGAGGGUGGCCAGAGACACACAGAGGCCGAUGAGCAUGCCAUCCAGCACUGUUUCUGCUACACUUCAACAGUACUCACUUCAACUUUGGCCUUCCAGAAAGAACAGAAACUCAAAGUGGAGUGCCAGGCACUCUUACAAGUGGCCAAGAAUCUCUUCACACACUUGGAUGAUGUGUCAGUGCUGUUACAGGAAAUUAUAGUGGAGGCCAGGAACCUCAGUGAUGCAGAGAUCUGUUCAGUCUUCCUGCUGGAUCGUGUCAGUCAUGAGCUGGUGGCGAAGGUGUUUGACGGGGGAGUGGUCAGUGACGAAGAGAAUGAGUUUCGUAUCCCAGCAGAUCAGGGUAUUGCGGGCCACGUGGCGACCACUGGUCAGAUCCUAAACAUCAAGGACGCCUACUCCCAUCCUCUCUUCUACCGUGGCGUUGACGACAGCACCGGCUUCAAGACUCGCAACAUCCUCUGUUUCCCCAUCAAAGAUGAGAACAAUGAGGUCAUUGGGGUGGCUGAGUUGGUGAAUAAAAUGAACGGGCCAUGGUUCAACCGCUUCGAUGAGGAUCUGGCCACAGCUUUCUCCAUUUACUGUGGUAUCAGCAUUGCCCAUUCUCUGCUCUACAAGAAGGUCCAUGAAGCUCAGUUCAGGUCCCACCUGGCCAAUGAAAUGAUGAUGUACCACAUGAAGGUCUCAGAAGAAGAGGUAUCUAAGCUGCUGGUGACGGGGAUUGAGCCAGUGAAGGAGAUCUAUCCCUGCUUCGCCGAGUUCACAUACACGCCUCGCUCCCUGCCCGAUGACACCACACCCAUGUGCGUCCUCAGCAUGUUUGAAGAUAUGGGUUUCAUCAACACAUACAAGAUUGAUCUGCACACUCUUGCCAGGUUCUGUCUGAUGGUGAAGAAAGGCUACAGAGACCCUCCCUACCACAACUGGAUGCACGCCUUCUCUGUUUCACACUUCUGCUACCUGCUCUACAAAAACCUAGGGCUGUCCAACUACCUCGAGGAUAUAGAGAUUUUAGCUCUCUUUGUCUCUUGUAUGUGCCAUGAUCUGGACCACCGUGGCACCAACAAUUCUUUCCAAGUCGCCUCGCAAUCUGUGCUGGCUGCUCUCUACAGCUCAGAGGGUUCUGUGAUGGAGAGACAUCACUUCGCCCAGGCCAUCGCCAUUCUGAACACUCAAGGCUGCAACAUCUUUGAGAAGUUCUCCAGGAAGGACUACCAGCGCAUGCUGGAUUUGAUGAGAGACAUCAUUCUGGCGACGGACCUGGCUCACCACCUUCGCAUUUUCAAGGACUUGCAGAAGAUGGCUGAUGACGGAUACAAUCCAAAAAGCCGUACCCAUCGUUCCAUGCUGCUGUGCCUGUUGAUGACUUCGUGUGACCUGUCAGACCAAACCAAGGGCUGGAAAACCACACGCAAGAUUGCUGAGCUGAUUUAUAAAGAGUUCUUCUCUCAAGGAGAUCUGGAAAAAGCCAUGGGGAACAGGCCCAGCGAGAUGAUGGACAGAGAAAAAGCGUACAUCCCAGAACUACAAAUAAGCUUCAUGGAACAUAUCGCCAUGCCCAUCUACAAGCUGCUAUCUGAACUGUUUCCUGGGGCCACUGAGCUGUAUGAGAGAGUGGCGGCAAAUCGGGAGCAGUGGACCAAAGUGUCCCACAAAUUCACCAUCCGUGGGUUGCCUAGCAACAACAGCCUAGACUUCCUGGACCAGGAAUACGAGCUUCUGCAGUCCCAGGGUGCUUUCGGGAGCGACGACCACUGCCUCAACGGUUGCCUUGACGAUGCAGAGGGAGGGAAGGGUCAGUGACAACAGCGGGCUGCCAACAGUUUCCUGAAGUUUUCUGUGGUCCAAUAAGAGGCUAAAGAUACCUUUUUACCGACCUAAGAGGGAGGGGUCUCUCUGCUGUCGAUCACUUAGAUGCUUAGCAGGCCAUGCAGAAUGGACAGGACAAAGUUUCAAACCAAUUGAAUCACACAAGUGAUUUGAAACGAGUGGAUCCAUCUGAGCCGGUUCAGUGAUUAGAUACGUCAUGUUGCUUGUGUCUCCUGUUCAGGAAAGCAGAAGGUGGUGACUUUGUCUUUUUCAGCAGCUAUACUGGAAAAAAUAAGUUUUUAACACAAGUUAAUUCAUACAGUCCUGAUUAAGAUUGUAAAAACACACACACACACACACACACUGACACACAUAUGUACAUGCACAUACUGUUUACAGUACAAGACACACAGACAAGACAGAGAAAAAACAAUUCAUUGUUAUGGAUAAAGUGCUAUUCUUUCUGUAAAAUGUUUCACAAUAGGUUAUAUUGAUUUAGAUGGCUCAGCUUUGUUCACACACAAUCCGCUGCCAUAGUCCCUCACCUGAUGCUUAUGAAUGCAUGCUGUUUGGACACCUCAUGUAUUAUUCCUUUUAUCUGGGUCAGUGUUGAUUUCUCCAUGGCUAAGAAAUUAAUGCAGUCCAUUUUUAUACCACCAGGACAGAUUUUUGUACUCAGUAUAUUUAAUUAAUUCGUGGUCAUGAAGUUGUACAAGGGAGAUUUUGUUCAUUUGCUUAGACAACAUUUUAACCCUCAUAUGUACUGAUUCGCUUAUCCUCAUUUUUGGGUUGUUUAAGGGACAAUUUGACAAUCACUAAUCAAUGACAGAGUCAGCCAUGACACCCCACUAGUUUACUUGCAUGCCACUGCAACAAGAAUGCAUCUACACCUCAAACAAAGGCCACCUGACCUUAAGCCCACCAGUAGUUUAUUUUGCUAGCCUUUAUUUCCACUCCCUUGCACCUCUUUCUCUUUAUUUUAUUUUUUAGUUUACUGAUUUACUCAGUAAACCACUUUAGAUUGAGAGCAACCGAAGCCCUUUAAAAGAUCCAUCUCAUCUGUUAGUGUAAACUGCCAGAGUAGAGCGUGUUAUAUGGAGUGUGUCAUAUGGAUCUGCCUUAUUGCGCAUCUUUGCUGCCUUUCUUAGAGCUUUUAAUAUAUGAAAACUGAAAUAAAGUGUCUGUUUAGUAUGUAUGUUGUCUGUUGUUAUAGACAUAGAUUGAGUAUCAACGUGUUGACUGAAUGAUCACCAUGCUCAGAAGAUGUAUAUUUGUGAAAUAACUGUGUGAAGACCUCAGAUGUCAUCAUUUCACUUCUUUUUAUUCUAAGAUAUGUGUACAACCACCAGUGGAUUUUCGGCAGACACAACAGCAGUUUUUCAGUUGUCAGUGCACCCAAUUGUUUUCAAGAAGGAACUAAAGCUGUAGCCAUCACAGAAAUUACUGUUUCCUGAAAGCAUCAACAGGUCACUAUUGCUGCACAGAGUUAGAGUUAUGUUCUCAGAUUUUGCCUCGUAGUAAACCUGACAUUUUGGAGCUGCGGGGUUUUGUGUAACAAUACACCUUUUUCAGUUUUCCCUUACAAUGUUUUAAAUAGGAAGUGCUACAAAAUUAUGGUAAGAUAACCACAGAAAAGUUACACAAAGAGAAACUUCUGAAAAGGACACCACUGCACGUAGGCAGUGUGUGGAGGGAUGAGGGUUAGUGAGCAAAUGAGUGGAUGGACGUGUGGGUGAGUAGAUGAGAGAGAGGGGACUGGAGGUAGUUGAAGAGAAAUGUUUGGUAUAACCAGUCUUUACAGAGCUGCUGUUCACAGAGAUGAAGCAGACACAAAUCUCCAGUGAUCUGCUAGAAUUUCUUAAAAUAUCUCCCUUUAUGCAGCUCCGAUAAUGUUAGUGAAGGUAGAUCAAAGGAAAAAUAUUGCAAUCAUAGGAUUUAAUUAUAUAAUUCUUCUGCGAAAGCGUCUUAGGGGGUACAUUAGGGAGGAAGGUUAAUUGGUUAGCAAAGUGGUUUGAUGUAUGUGUUAUACCUACACUGGGAAAUGCAUUGUCACGAUUGGAUGAAAUCGUUUGAUCUGCCUUGGUGUGCUACAUGAACUGAAUAUUUUUUACAAUAAAGUUUUUAAAGGGCAUACAGAUGUGUUUGUAGAAGAGCCACCCUCUCUCUCUUUCUCAAGCUCUUUCUCUCACAUGUGGUUUUCCCAUUUCUGUUAUUUUUAAACCACUGUUUCAUACGUACCUGCCUUUUUCAUGUGCAAUAUGAAGUGUCUGUCUCUGUGAUGUUGCAUAGAUUUCUAUGUAAAUACCUAUGCCUCUUGUUAAAUAAUUACUUUAGGUCUGGGUUCCCAAAGGCAUUUAAGAGUUAGACCCUGAUGUUUCCAUUUAAAAAAGUCAACUGAGUGCUUGCUUCUCUGGAUGCAUUUGAGAGUCCAGACCUAAGACAGUUUUCUAUACUGAGUGUGUAUCUGUCACUUUAUGUUUGUUUUUGAAAGUCAGGGCUAAAUGUGCCAAGCAAGCAUUUUCUACUUCCUGGCCAAGCUGCAAACUGAAAAACAGACAAAACUUGUUGUUCUCUAAUGUUGGUGUAUUGACGAGGGCUGUCUUCAUGUAAAACUUUUCUGAUACAUCAUGACCAGAUCAGAAAUUGCAGCUAAUCCAGGAACUAUGAACCCAAUCUAUUUUCCAUCAUCCCAGAGCAGCAGGACUCUAACCUGUGAUGUAAUGUCAUUGUAAUGAUCACCUGUGACAUAAUUGUUAAAAGUGGCAAAAAUAUAAUUGCUGUAAAUAUCAAAGUUUUAAAAGAAGAUGUUACUUGAUUUUCUGUCAUUAUUACAAUGGGAAGUAUUUAAAUUCUGUAAUGUAUUUAAAGUGGUUGCAUCCUGUUCUCUUUUUUUAUGCCAUUUUUGAACAACUCCAAGCUUAGAUGUUUAGACAGAAGGGAUGAAAGAAAAAUAAAUGUGUAUUUAGGAUAUACAUAUGAUAUUCUACCACAAAGAAGAACCCAAACUAAAUGAAUCUGUAUAAAUGACACUUAUACUGAGGACUAAAUCCAGCCAUCUGUUAAUUAUUUGUUUUGUUGAGUUCUGAUGCUGGUGGUCUUGAUCUUCUUCAGAUGUAAUGAACAAGUACAUUUUUGACAAAUAGAUGAAAUUUAGAUUAUUUUUUUUCUUUCUUGGAAUAAAUCUGGUGAAAGCUU